Brassica napus (rape) is the source of this 838-nucleotide messenger RNA. RefSeq names its product calmodulin. Gene Ontology annotation, molecular function: calcium ion binding; enzyme regulator activity. Bases 91 to 597 code for a protein of 168 amino acids. NCBI's taxonomy places the organism in Eukaryota, Viridiplantae, Streptophyta, Magnoliopsida, Brassicales, Brassicaceae. The transcript has 2 exons. The record is from RefSeq and is a predicted model, not a curated record.
GAAAGAAGUAUUGGUUUUGGGCCUAACGGGCUUUUAAAUCUUUUUUCAUCAGCUUUAUAAUUAACACUUGGUGCCCCUCUCCACACCUUGAUGUUAUAUACACCAACGUUGAAUUUUUCUCUCUAUCACAAAUCUUUCUCAAAAAAAAUGGCCGAUCAGCUGACCGAUGAUCAGAUCUCCGAGUUCAAGGAAGCUUUCAGCCUAUUUGACAAGGACGGAGAUGGUUGCAUCACGACGAAAGAGCUUGGAACAGUGAUGAGGUCGCUAGGCCAGAACCCGACAGAAGCAGAGCUUCAAGACAUGAUCAACGAAGUUGACGCUGACGGCAACGGGACCAUAGACUUUCCCGAGUUUCUCAACCUGAUGGCGCGUAAGAUGAAGGACACGGAUUCUGAGGAAGAGCUCAAAGAAGCUUUCAGGGUCUUCGACAAGGACCAGAACGGUUUCAUCUCCGCUGCGGAGCUGAGGCACGUGAUGACUAAUCUGGGGGAGAAGCUGACUGAUGAAGAAGUUGAUGAGAUGGUCAGAGAAGCUGAUGUUGAUGGGGAUGGUCAGAUCAACUACGAUGAGUUUGUCAAAGUUAUGAUGGCUAAGUGAGGAAAAAACAAUUUCUCAAUCUCUCUCUUUUUUUUUUUUUUUGUUGAAGUUGAAAGUAGUCUGGUUUUUUUGUUCAUUGUCAUAUCAUACAUUCGUUUCUUCUUCUAGUGAUUCUUGGUCUCCUAAUAAUUUUAUGUUUAUCAAAUUGACUAUUUGUGACUCGUGACUCGGGCUUGUUUGUUUGUUUGGAAAAGAUUCAAAAGGUGUGUGUUUCUCGGUGAAACUACCAUUAUACUGGUCA